GACCCUUCCAGACCUCACAUGUGCUAGAGCGUCCGUGCAGUACGCACCUGCCUGCUUAUCUCCCAGCCGAGUCGCGCGUCGUUAGCCUGUGUGCGUUUGCUUCUCGUGUAAUUGUUUGCAAAAGGCUUUCUCCAUGUGGAUUUUAUCUUCCUCCAGGACGUGAAUUUGCGCUAUUAAGCAAUCAGUGUUCACCGCUGCAGUGACUGAGUUCCUUGGGAUAAGAGUGCCAUAUUAGUUUGUUAACAAGCCGAAACGAAGGGCUGUACAGCUGGAACCGACGAGACAAAACGUACAGGAAUUUCCCUACCGUAGAUUUAGGACCACGGUUCCCAAAACGUUUACCUGACAGCGCUCCAUAAAUCAAUUGGAUUUUAGUCCACUAAUUGCUUUGGUGUGUGUGAGAUUGAAAAGAAAAACAGAGGCAAUCAUGAAUCGAGUGCUGUGCUUGCUGGCGGCGGUGUGGGUGUUUGCCUUCAUCAGCUGCGUCGAAGGACAAGAAGGACUUAUACGAUACGUCCGCGCGGAUGAGCUCAGAGAUUACAGCGGGCGUUGCUUUGACGCGGAAAGGUGCUCUCUUAGAGACCAGGGGGAAACUUGGACCAUAGAUCACACCUGUGAAAGGGCCACCUGCUACGUCGCAUCCAACGGCACUCUCUUGGAGAAGCGCACCAGAUGCGCCGAGCCUCCCAAACUGGACAGCGAGGACUGCUACAUCGUGCGAGUCGAGGGAAAGCCUUACCCAGAAUGCUGUUCGAAGCUCUACUGCAAAGGGAGAGAAGUGUCUUUCUCUUACCUCGAGAAAAAAUAAUGAGUCUUCAAAGUAGUAGGUCUUUAGAUUUAAUACAAAUCUUUUAACAUUUUCUCUUCUGCCUUUUUUAUCACUUGAUUUUAUCUACUUUUCUUGUCGUCUCUCAAUCCUCCGUUUUCGUACCUCUAAAAUAUGUUUGUUUAUCCUUUUCGAAAUAUUUACGGUGAUCAGAUCUGUCAAUCAGUAGCAUUUAAUUACGGAGAAGAUCAUUUUGUGACUCACUAGACCCCUGUAGUCUCUCGUAAAAUCACAAGACAGGUUUUGCGAAUUGUACGUUCAUCCUUCAAUUUAAUUUUGCUGCUGGUAAUGAAUUCACAAUUUCUUUUUCAAAAUAAUUACUGAAAUUACCUUUUAACAGAAAUACUUUUAAGUAACGAUUCUUCAGAUAAUUUUUUUGUUAUGUUUGUUUCCUUUGUUCCUCUUCUCAGUUAGAUACCAUUUUUGACAGGAUAAUGAGCAAAGGUUUAACUCACAACACCGUUAAGUAAAAAGCAAUAAAAGCUCACUACCUAUGAAUCAGGAUCCUGAAAAAAUAUGACCAAGUUCGUGUACAUUUGUGUAAAUAAAGAUAAACUGUAAUAAGAUUCAGGGUGUCCCGUCUCACUAUAAAUCUGUAUUACACUGUCUGGGGUAUCUGGGGUAUCUUGUAGUCACAGAAUGACAAACGUCAACGAUCAUUUUUUUUAAACACGAUAAAACAAUGCUUAAAUUUCUGUAACAUUAUUUCUGCUGUUGUAAGUUGGGACUUUUCCGUAAUUAAAAACUAUUAUUUAAAAAUCAAACUUUUUUUUUUUAAGGUGGUGAACUGAAACAGGGAGAGAGUUUGAAAUCGCAGCCAGUUCUUAGUUUCCUUGUAAUUCGUCGAUGUCCUGGUGCUCAAAUAAUGAUAACAACAACUUACUUCCAUUUUUGGGUUUAGGCAUUGCACAGGAAGCUGAAUGUUUGCUGUUCUUGAUUUACCCAGAACCUUUAAACAAAUAUCCUCUUCAAAUUUAUA
This is a messenger RNA of Macrobrachium nipponense, 1805 nucleotides long. RefSeq lists its product as uncharacterized. The record is from RefSeq and is a predicted model, not a curated record. The coding region runs from base 428 to 808 and encodes 126 amino acids. Lineage: Eukaryota; Metazoa; Arthropoda; Malacostraca; Decapoda; Palaemonidae. The transcript has 3 exons.